Messenger RNA from Suillus subaureus, 558 nucleotides. RefSeq names its product Gti1/Pac2 family-domain-containing protein. The transcript is spliced from 5 exons. The annotation marks the transcript as partial. Lineage: Eukaryota; Fungi; Basidiomycota; Agaricomycetes; Boletales; Suillaceae. Gene Ontology annotation, molecular function: DNA binding. The record is from RefSeq and is a predicted model, not a curated record.
AUGCAGCAACCUUCCCUCCAAAAUGUCCGCAUACGCUCGACAAGGGAUGCGCUUCACAUCUUUCAUGCUGUUGCGAGGAAUGCGCUCCCACUUACAACACGGCGAUUGGACGCUGAGGAACGAAGGGCUAUCGCCCCCGGAAAUGUAUAUGUUUGGGAGGAACGCAGUGCAAAUUCUGAGGCCACAGGCCUCGGCAUGGAACGAUGGACGGAUGGCAUGGGCUGGGGACCAAGUAGAGUCCGCGAUGAAUUUCUGUUCUAUCAGCAGAAAGAAUGUGAUGUGAAUGAUGAUCCAGGUAGCUCCGGCACUCCAUGGGCCCAGAUGAUUAGCAUGUACCCUUCUUCGCGAGCACGUGCUACGGGGGACUCUGAGCGCUUGAUCAAGCAAACUUAUAGCGUGCGUGUCUCAUUACCUGAUGAUCGCACGCGAGGUAUCACUAGGAAGUGGCACUUAACUGCCUACUUCAGUCAACAGAAGCUUGAUCGGCUCAACACUAUCGAUAAUAUACCAGGGGUCGGUGAUGUCCCGGUUCCAGACGGGUGGUUCCGAAGUGCUCGU